GGGGCCGUUAUUCGGGUCUCGCUCCAGCAGGCAGCGCCUCUUGGAUCACCCCUCAAGGGGUCCCGAGAGCACCCGCGGACCCCAGCGCGUCGGUUCAAACUGGCGAGUGUGCGCCCCUCGGGGUCCCCCGGGUCAUUCCAAGGCUACUGGGGCGCAGAGCGGCAGAAGGGUCUCGGUCCCCAGGCACCCAGCUUCCACGUGAGCCCCAGCCUGCAGCAGCCCUUUCCCACCUCCCAUCCUUUUUGGAUCCAGCUACGCGGCGUAAAAGCCUGUGAAGUGCCUCCCGGCUCCCAAGGCAGAGUCCGACCGCAAACCCAAGUUGAGUAAGGAAUAUCGACGGGACACGCGACAGAAGUGUGACCUACACUCCCUGCCUUUUCUGUCUCUGUCUCUGUCUCUCUCUCCAUCCUAUCAAUCUAUCCGUGUAUCCAUUCUUUCAUCUCCUAUCGCUAUUAGGACUACGGUUACAAUUCCUUAAUGAGAGCUUUAUCGCGAAGGCAUAAAUUAACGCGUUUAUUUUAACCGAAAAAGCGAAGCAGGACUUUUUUCAGACAGAAAACAUCUUCGUUAGAAUCAGCUUCGCUAAUUAUGUUGAAUGGCGAACCUUUUCUACAAAUUGAAUGAGCUAACGAGAAAGUUCUAAGGUUCUGGGGGAAAAAAAGUCUGUGUAUAAUAUGCUGUACGCCAGAAAUAACGUGUUCACGUUUAGCUACCAGCUAAAAAUGCACAAGGGAUAUACAGUUCUUUCGAAAUCUUUUUAGGCGAUUCUCAAGCAAAAAACGUCUAUCCUAAUCAUACCUUUCCCCCACUACCCCCAACAAGCUAAGCACUUCGGCAGGCGGGGCCCGACCUGGGCAACCAGGAAGGAGGAAGGGAAAGUGGGGGAAGGGGCAGGGGAAAGUGAGGGAGCAGCGAGAGCCGGAAGUGGGUGGCUAGCGAGGAAUCCAGAGGGGCCCUGUCCGGCGGCGCUCUAGCCUCCGCACGCCGUCUCUAUGCUCCCCCGCGUCUUGUCUAUUUAUUGUCGCGGGGAAGCGGCGGCCGCCCUGUACCCGGAACAACAAAGCACGAAAGACUGAGCCCGGGCCUUGGGGGCUCCUAGCAACGGGCCGGGGCGGGAGUUCCAUGGAGACUGGGGAGCGCGCCCGCCUCAUCAUCAUCCUUGUCCUCCAGCUUAUCCUUCGCGUCCGCCGCAACCGGCAGCAGCGCUGCCGCCGCGUCCUCUGCCGCCGCCCACUCUUCCCACGGAUGUGAACUUCGUGGUGGGAAGCUAAGUUUUUAAACUACCCCAAUGGAUGCUGACAGUGAUGUUGCAUUGGACAUUCUAAUUACAAAUGUAGUCUGUGUUUUUAGAACAAGAUGCCAUUUGAACUUAAGGAAGAUUGCUUUGGAGGGAGCAAAUGUAAUUUAUAAGCGUGAUGUUGGAAAAGUAUUAAUGAAGCUUAGAAAACCUAGAAUUACAGCUACAAUUUGGUCCUCAGGAAAAAUUAUUUGCACUGGAGCAACAAGUGAAGAAGAAGCUAAAUUUGGUGCCAGGCGUUUAGCCCGCAGUCUCCAGAAACUAGGAUUUCAGGUAAUAUUUACAGAUUUUAAGGUUGUUAAUGUUUUGGCCGUGUGUAACAUGCCAUUUGAAAUCCGUUUGCCAGAGUUCACAAAGAACAAUAGACCUCAUGCCAGUUACGAACCUGAACUUCAUCCUGCUGUGUGCUACCGGAUAAAAUCUCUGAGAGCUACAUUGCAGAUUUUUUCAACGGGAAGUAUCACAGUAACAGGGCCCAAUGUAAAGGCUGUUGCUACUGCUGUGGAGCAGAUUUACCCGUUUGUGUUCGAAAGCAGGAAAGAAAUUUUAUAAUUCAUCACUUAAUUGGUUAGAACCCCUAACUGAGCACCUUUGAAAACCUGCUGCACAUUGGACUCAAAACAAAAGGAAAACUGGACCAACAGUAAUUGAGGAAAUAGACUCUUUUAUUCAUUCACGGCUACAGUGUAAGCUCCAGUCUCUUUGGAUCUUAUUUCAAACCUUGCUGUAAUAUAAAAAGGAAGUUUACAAGACAUGACAUUGCUGCUUUUACAAAUGGACAUUCUAUUUAUUUUCGCAGUAAUUUUCAUGUCCCCAUAAGCAGAGCUGUCACAGUGUGCACUACCUUAAAUUGUUGUGUUGUUGUCAUUAUUUUUUUCCAGUUUGAGCUAAUGUUUUAUUUGUGAAUAGUCUUUUACAUUUUUGUAUGCUGAAUAUGGGCACCAAAGAACCUGUAAAAGUUAUCUUUUUCAAUUGAAUGUGCACAAAUAAAAGUUUGGAAAAGA
Molecule: messenger RNA, 2301 nt
Organism: Camelus dromedarius (Arabian camel)
Lineage: Eukaryota; Metazoa; Chordata; Mammalia; Artiodactyla; Camelidae
Gene: TBPL1
Product: TATA-box binding protein like 1
Exons: 7
Coding region: 1289-1849 (186 amino acids)
Biological process (GO): DNA-templated transcription initiation
Molecular function (GO): general transcription initiation factor activity; DNA binding
Source: RefSeq, a predicted model, not a curated record